AUCCACUCCACAGGUAUAAAAAUAGUUUCUACAGAGCAUGACUUUAUGACUGCUUAUGCUGGUCCACAGUUAUCUCCGCAAACUCCGUGAUGAAGCGGGGAACAAUCAGAAGAUAAAUGCCUCCUCUUCUCCCAAGCCACCAAGUUUCAUCUGUCGCACUGAGCGUUAGUCAAUAUAGACAAAAGCUAUCAUGUCUGUCUUCCAAGCCCAGAAAACCGCGCUCAUAACCGGCGCGGCCUCCGGAAUCGGUUUCGCGACCGCCAAGCUCUGCCGCAGUCGGGGUAUGCACCUUGCGCUGCUCGAUAUCGAUGCUGCCAACCUUCACAAAGCGAAAGAUGAACUCGCUGCUGUUGAUCCUUCUCUCAAGACCGAGUCGUACGAGAUCGAUGUUGGUGAUAAGAAAAGGUGGUCUGAAGUUGCAAAUUCCAUCAAGUCGGCAUUCAGUGGAGUGGAUCUCGUCUUCUUGAAUGCGGCAAGGCCACAGAGAGCGCAGGGUCAGUAUGAAGGAAAAUUGAAGCCAUGGACAGAUGUAGAGUCAUGGAAGAAGGUAUUCGACACUAAUGUCUUCGGACCGCUGAACGGCAUCGAAGCCAUUCUUCCAUUGCUUCUGUCAACCGACACACCUAAAUCCGUCGUUAUCACAGGCUCCAAGCAAGGAAUCACAAACCCCCCAGGAGGUGGUGUUCCAGCAUACAAUGCCUCCAAGGCCGCCAUCAAGAGCCUUACGGAGCACCUUGCUCAUGAUCUUCGGUCGGAUCCCGCGACUGCACAUAUAUCUGCACAUCUGUUUGUCCCUGGGUGGACCUGGACUGGAUUGAUGGGGAAUGUUGGGCCUAGACCGGAGGAAAGUGUGAAGAAGAUGGCUGGGGCGUGGUACCCUAGUCAAGCUGCAGAGGUACUGGCCGAUGGAGUGGAGAAGGGAUCGUUCUAUAUUAUCUGCCCCGAUGGGGAGACCGAUUGGCCAUUGGAUCAGGCUAGAAUGCAGUGGGCUAGCGAUGAUAUUGUGGAAGGGCGACCGGCAUUAUCUCGCUGGGAGGCGAGUUGGAAGGAACGGGCGGAAGCAGGCAUUCGUGCUGAUGCUGAGCAACGGAGGAAGUAAGUUGGUACAUUAUGUUUUGAGCAACUUGGACGGAUUAUUAGUAUGUACUGGGCGUAAUACAAUCAAACGUUGUUGGCGUUUCGGGAUGUUGUAAAGAGUGUAAAGGCUUAUUGGGCCAUCGGGCUCCAUUUAAUCACUGGAUCUACUUCCGCUUUUGGACACAAACCCUAAGACGCAAGUGAAUGAGAGAGUCAAUUAUUCACCCAUAGAACAAUAAGAACGGAC
Messenger RNA from Aspergillus caelatus, 1324 nucleotides. RefSeq names its product SDR family NAD(P)-dependent oxidoreductase. Gene Ontology annotation, molecular function: oxidoreductase activity, acting on NAD(P)H, oxygen as acceptor. The record is from RefSeq and is a predicted model, not a curated record. NCBI's taxonomy places the organism in Eukaryota, Fungi, Ascomycota, Eurotiomycetes, Eurotiales, Aspergillaceae. Bases 191 to 1099 code for a protein of 302 amino acids. The transcript is spliced from 2 exons. Gene Ontology annotation, cellular component: intracellular anatomical structure.